ACUAGCCACGAGUAGAACGGUACAAAUGAACGCGACGAACGACGCGUGAGGAACGGCGGCUUUUUCUUCUGCAGUUUAGCUGCCCUAGUAAAAUUACGAUGAAAUUAUCUUUGUGUUAUAGUUGAGAUUCACAGUAAGGACAUAUGUUAACAGAGAUUGGAGCGACGUUUCGCCGUCUGUUCUCGGGAUCCCACGGUGAUGCAGUGUCCGACCGUCGGAGGAAACGUAAGAGGAAUCAAGAUGAAUUUGAAGGGGAUGAUCCCACAGCUUCCCGACGCAAGCAGGCUCGAUACGACUUCCAAACCGACCAUCGGGACUACGCCCCAGGAUGGAUUCGAUGGGCGGUGCGAAAACCUUUGAGGAAUUACUUCGUUAACAGCGUUAUUCGUUGCUUCUGGCCCUCCCAGGCCCCUGUCAUUCCGUCUGAGCCACGCUUACCAGAAUUUAGUUCCAACCGAAACGUGUUUACCGUCAACAUGCCUAAGAAAACAAACACGCGACUAGCACUGUCAUCGGCCGAAUUGGCGCGGCCGUCUCUGAAGUGUGACUACGAAAUACAAAAUUCUGAUGCUACAGGAUCGGCUGUUUGGGUAAAACCGGCUGACACUACCAAGCAAGCUCGUCGGCGACCAGCAGUGAACUCACGGCCCCCUGAGCACAAGCAGCUUCUUACACCGUACAGGUGCAUCAACUUGAAAGAAAAGGAAGAAUUUAGGCUUCUGCUGCAGCAUUUCAACGUGUCACAAAGAUUCGGGAGGCCCAAGAGGAAACCAGUGCUUAAAGAUGCUUCCACUAUGGCAACCGAAGCCUUGCUUCCAUCAGCCGCUUGUUCCAGCUUGCAACAGUCCAGUGCAUUGGUCCCAGCUGAAGUGAAGCCGAAGAAGUUGCACCACAACACUAUUAACCUUUGUGACCUCGACGGGCAGACAGAGGAAGAGAAAAAGGAAGAAAGCACACAGUGGGUCCCAGUUGUACCAAAGACAACCUUCAGUAAGACUCCAACAAGCCCGUACUUCUCUCCACGAUGGGUGGAAGAUUUCAAGGAGCACUUAACAUUCUUAGAAGAGGACAAGCUCGCCCAAAUUAAAAAACAAGAGCAAGUGUGCCAGAAACUGAGGGCCCAGAGUGAAAAAGAACGUCAAGUGGAAGACGACUUUGUUCCUUGUGUACUUCUAGAGGAUGUUCCCGCGGAAGAAGCUUUGCCCGAGCUCACCUCGGAGAUGGAAGCGGUGAUCGACAAUGCGCUCUCUCCAACCCCUCCAGACGAAGUGUUAGCCAGCGGAUUUCGCUUGACCGUCACUCGCCGCGACAUGGAAACCCUCGCGGGGCUCAAUUGGCUGAACGACGAGGUCAUCAACUUCUACAUGAACCUCCUCGUCGAGCGAGGCCGCACAGAUAACUUUCCCAGCGUAUACGCCUUCAAUACGUUCUUCUAUCCCAAGCUCGUAGCUGGUGGACAUGUUGCGCUGAAACGGUGGACGAGGAAAGUCGACCUUUUCUCACACGACCUCGUUUUGGUUCCUGUACACCUGGGAGCGCAUUGGUGCCUGGCGGUCAUUGACUUCCGCAGCAAGACGAUCCAGUAUUACGAUUCUAUGGGAGGAUCCAACCCGGAAUGCCUGGAGGCUCUGCGUGACUACUUGAAGGACGAAAGUCUGGACAAGCGUCAGGAGAAGCUGGACAUGAGUGAAUGGACACUGGAAACUGUUAAGGGGGUGCCGCAGCAGAUGAACGGGAGUGACUGCGGGAUGUUUGCGCUUAAAUAUGCGGAAUACAUUACUCGCGAUGCGAAGAUCACUUUCAGUCAGAUGAACAUGCCUUAUUUCCGCAGGCGAAUGGUCUACGAAAUUUUGACGAAGAGACUUCUCUGACCCGUUACUGUAUUUUGUCAAUCCAUUAUACAUUUGUUUGUCUCUGAGCACAGUGCAUGUAUUUUCUGUUGGGGCUCGCUGUUGCUUCCUCAUUGGUCGGAGCUGCACCACACUACCGAAUAUUUCAAGUGACGGGACGUCAUGGCACGGCUGAAGCACUCGAUAUUUUUGUAACCGUUUGCAUUAUUAUUUUGCACUCACAUUAAAUGUUGGUAAUCGAUAGCAAA
This is a messenger RNA of Ornithodoros turicata, 2098 nucleotides long. Its product is annotated as sentrin-specific protease 1-like. The record is from RefSeq and is a predicted model, not a curated record. Bases 144 to 1871 code for a protein of 575 amino acids. NCBI's taxonomy places the organism in Eukaryota, Metazoa, Arthropoda, Arachnida, Ixodida, Argasidae. Gene Ontology annotation, biological process: protein desumoylation; proteolysis. Gene Ontology annotation, cellular component: nucleus. The transcript has a single exon. Gene Ontology annotation, molecular function: deSUMOylase activity.